This is a messenger RNA of Fundulus heteroclitus (mummichog), 999 nucleotides long. RefSeq names its product GPN-loop GTPase 3-like. Gene Ontology annotation, molecular function: GTPase activity. The record is from RefSeq and is a predicted model, not a curated record. NCBI's taxonomy places the organism in Eukaryota, Metazoa, Chordata, Actinopteri, Cyprinodontiformes, Fundulidae.
AUGCAUUUAACCACCUACAUCCGUGAACUCAUCCAGGUGGAUGACGUUAUGGAGGAUGACUCUCUGAGGUUUGGCCCAAACGGAGGCCUGGUCUUCUGCAUGGAGUACUUUGCCAACAACUUCGACUGGCUGGCGGAGAGCCUGGGCCACGUAGAAGAUGACUACGUAUUGUUCGAUUGUCCUGGUCAGAUUGAACUUUACACACACCUCCCUGUGAUGAGGCAGCUGGUGGAGCAGCUCCAGCAGUGGGAGUUUCGGGUUUGCGGGGUCUUUUUAGUAGACUCCCAGUUUAUGGUCGAAUCUUUUAAGUUCAUCUCCGGGGUUAUGGCUGCACUGAGUGCCAUGGUGUCAUUAGAAAUUCCUCAAGUAAACAUCAUGACCAAAAUGGAUCUGCUUGGGCCAAAAGCCAAGAAGGAAAUUGAAAAGUACUUGGACCCAGACAUGUACUCCAUGAUGGAAGAUAACUCUGGGACUUUCAGAAGCAAAAAGUUCAAGAAGCUAACCAAAGCAAUUUGUGGUUUGAUAGAUGACUACAGCAUGGUAAGAUUCCUACCUUUUGACCGCACAGAUGAGGAGGGAAUUAAUAUAGUCCUGCAGCACAUCGACUUUUCCAUACAGUAUGGAGAAGACCUGGAGGUUAAGGAACCUAAGGAGGUUGAUGAAGAGCAGUCCAACCUAAAUUACGAUGAAAUAUUUCAAGACAAAGUCAGCAGCUGAGGAUUAAUAGGACCGUGGAGUGGGAAAGUGUUUUGUGCACGCAGGCCAUGGAUGAUGUUCAACUUGUAUGUCGGAUAUAAUUGAAUGAAUAUUUGUUGAAAAACUGACUGGACUUGUAUAAAAAAUUUCUUUUUUUUUCCUUUUUAUAUAACUUAUACAAUUUAUAAAAAAACUCCAGUUCAUGUUGUAUUAUUUUAGAGUGUUGUACAAGUGUAAAGCUUUGGUAUUUGAUAGAUUUAUUAUUGAACUAUAUUUUUUAAAUAAAACUUUACAUAAAAUGGA